This is a messenger RNA of Octopus sinensis (East Asian common octopus), 1555 nucleotides long. Its product is annotated as N(6)-adenine-specific methyltransferase METTL4-like. The transcript has 9 exons. NCBI's taxonomy places the organism in Eukaryota, Metazoa, Mollusca, Cephalopoda, Octopoda, Octopodidae. Gene Ontology annotation, cellular component: nucleus; RNA N6-methyladenosine methyltransferase complex. Bases 122 to 1420 code for a protein of 432 amino acids. The record is from RefSeq and is a predicted model, not a curated record. Gene Ontology annotation, molecular function: nucleic acid binding; methyltransferase activity.
UUGGUUUGAUUCUUAAAGAUUAAAAUUAAUCCCCAUGUGUUAAACCCGACCGCGGAGAGUAUAAACAAACAUUGUACUCUCCGCAAAGUGGCAAGCACUGGCUCAGAGAAAAUUCCGGGCGAUGAGUAUAAUCUGCCGAAACGAGCAAGGCUGGGUGGUUUGCCAUUCUAAAGCUGUCCAAGAUGUAUAUAGACGUUGUAGAGAAGAACCACCCGGUUCUAGUACCCGGUCUUACAGAUGGAAAACAGAUAUGUUUAAGAUUCAUUCACCGUUUCUUAUGGAUACACAAUUCCUCAAAUUACGAUCCGAUCCAGGUGAAUAUCGACCGCAGAUUAAGAAGAGAAAACGCAGAAUUUCUGACUUGAAUGUAGGAGAAAUUCAGGCGAAAGAAUACCAUGAGAAAGUGAAAACGAUUAUCACAGGUGCUCAUCAGACCCUGGUGGAACUGGCCAAGAAACAAGGUUACUUUGUGGAUUUGAACUCCCCUCCUGUGGAUAACAACAUUGCAGCACGCCAAGCUUCCAGGCUGGAAGGUCCAGCUGAUACACUGAUACAAAGCUCUGAAGAUAAAGAUAUCAGGUCGCAGUUAGCAUUGGAUGAAUUAUACAAAAUAUCACACACCAAUGAACUUUGUGUGACACAUGAAAAUCCAUCAUUUCUCAAAGUACAAUAUAAUGGAGAAAUUCCUCAGAUUGUGACAAUUGCUAACCAUAAAUAUCUGCUUCCAUCCAAGAGCACAUUCCUGCUGUCCAAUUUGGACACUUUUAAAGAAAUAUACCCACAUGCAGGUGGUCCGUUUGAUGUGAUUCUGAUUGAUCCUCCAUGGCAAAACAAAUCGGUGAAGAGACUGAAAUCAUAUUGGUGUGAAUCAGAUACAAGCCUGGAGAACCUUGAUGUCCCACAGUUAGCUGCACCAAACUGUUUGGUUGUUGUGUGGGUCACCAAUCGACGCAAACAUCAAGAAUUUGUCCUUGAAACUCUCUUCAAGAAGUGGAAUGUCCAAGACUGGGUGACCUGGUUCUGGUUAAAGGUAACCAGGAGUGGAGAACCUGUCAACGAUAUGGGUUCCUCACACAAGAAACCUUAUGAAGUUUUAAUUCUUGGGCGGCACAAGAAGGGUGACCCUGCUGGACUAAACGAUGUUCGUUGUUCACCCGACGGUCCCAAGUCUCUUCCUGAGUCUCGUGUCAUCCUUACCAUUCCAUGUAGCCUUCAUUCUAAGAAACCACCAUUAACAGAGAUUUUGGCUGAAUUUCUUCCAGACAAUCCAAGAUGUUUAGAAUUAUUUGCAAGGAACCUCUGGCCUGGAUGGACAAGCUGGGGAAACGAGGUUUUUAAGCACCAACAUUUGGAUUACUUUGAAGAUGUUGAAGACCCGGAAAGCACUGGAUCUGACAAGGAUCAAGGAGAUGAAGGAUGAAUUAGAACUAUGAAUGCUGGGUCUAGCAGGGACCUAGGAGUUUUAAGGGUUGAAGAAUAUGAGAGAAGUGUUGAGUUUGCACCUCCCUCCACCACACACACAGAUAGGGGUUGUAGGAGCCUAACAUAAAUUGAA